AUGCUUCUUUUCCGUCAUGCUUCUUUUCCGUCAUGCUUCUUUUCCUUGAUACCUCUUUUCCUUGAUACCUCUUUUCCUUCAUGCCUCUUUUCCUUCAUGCCUCUUUUCCUUCAUGCCUCUUUUCCUUCAUGCCUCUUGUCCUUCAUGCUUCUUGUUCUUCAUGAUUCUUUUCUUUUAUUCUUUCACAUUUUCCUCUUUUCUUAUCUUUCUUUCUUUCUUUCUAGCCAUCUUUCGUUUGCUCCAUCUUUCGUUUGCUCCAUCUUUCGUUUGCUCCAUCUUUCGUUUGCUCCAUCUUUCGUUCGCUCUACCUAUCUUUCUUUCUUUCUUUCUUUCUUUCUUUCUUUCUCACGCUCUACCUUUCUUUCUUUCUCACGCUCUACCUUUCUUUCUUUCUCACGCUCUACCUUUCUUUCUUUCUUUCUUUCUCACGCCCUACUUUUCUUUCUUUCCUUCUUUCUUUCUUUCUUUCUCACGCUCUACCUUUCUUUCUUUCCUUCUUUCUUACGAUCUACCUUUCUUUGUCACGCUCUAUCUUUCUCCCUUUUCUUCCUCUUUUUUGCUUUAUUCCCUUUGUCCUUUCUUUCUCUUUUUUCCUUCUCCCUUUUCUCUUUUCUUUUCUCUUUAUUUUUCUCCUUUUCUUUCUCUCUAUAUUUUUCUCCUUUUUUAUUUCUUUUCUUUUUCACUUUUUCUUUUUCUCCCUUUCUUUCUCUUUUCAUGUUUCCUUUUCUUUCUUUCUUUCUUUCUUUCUUUCUUUCUUUCUUAUUUUUUUUCUAA
Molecule: messenger RNA, 774 nt
Organism: Acanthosepion pharaonis
Lineage: Eukaryota; Metazoa; Mollusca; Cephalopoda; Sepiida; Sepiidae
Source: the annotation of a GenBank genome assembly